CGGUGCCUCGCCGCAGUGUCAUCACUCCUUCCCUCUGGAAUACAGAUACAGGAGGAUCGCUGUUACCGGCUAGGCCUGCAUUACUCAGCAUAGGCUGGGCUUAUUUGCAGAGACCUGCAGUCUGCCAAUCGGGAUGCCACUGCAUCAGACUAUAACAGAGCUACUGCAGCUCACGGUAAAGAGUACGAGGAGAGGCACUGGAGCAAAAUAGAGGUGAAGAGGGGGAAUCUAAAAAGAGGAUACAAAACAGCACAGGAGAUAAAAGAAUUGUGGGCGUGAGGACGAGGAAAAAAGGAGGAAGGAAGUGAGUGGAUGUGGUGACAUGACAUGGAGGAGAAAGAAGAGAACAGUUAAGUGUGAUGUCUGCAAAACAAAAUACAUUCAGCAGAGUUCAGCAGAGUCACAUGUGGUCCUCACAGCCAUGUGCCUUUGUCAGGGUCACGCUCUUCUUCAAAUCAAGGAGGAAUUCGACACUGCUUCAUGAAUCUGGAGGAUCCUUCCCACUGUGUUAAUAGAACUUGAAUUAUUACAUAAUCAUCAGUGUUCAUGCCCGGCAGGACAGACCAAUUUCUAACAACAAAACCCAUGGUGCCAGGAUGAAGCAUCAGUGAAAGUGGCAUCAGAUAUUUCAGCUGCUUUUACAAAGGAUUCUUCACUUUAAGCCUUAAAACAAACUGGGACCGCAGUCAAAGUCUUCCUUCACGUACUGUAUGUUGGACAGGAUAUGACUGGAUAUUAGAGAAUACUGAGAUACUAAAUCGUCCGGAGACAAAACUGCAAACAGCACAAACCAGCAAAAUGCCGUGCUCACCUUUCCGAAUCGGAAGGCCGAGAAAAUUCUGGAAACAAGAUGGGAGUGACCCCCGAAUUUCUGCAACACUAGAGCCCCAGCUGUUCCAGCCUACACUCACAUACACCUCCUCGCCAUUCAACAAGACCACAGAUUUUUUUCAAAUGAUUGAAAAGAUGCAGGGCAACAGGAUGGAUGAGCAGAGAUGCACCUUUCCUCCCCCACUCAAGACUGAAGAAGACUACAUUCCAUACCCAAGUGUCCAUGAGGUGUUGGGCAGAAAAAGUCCCUUUCCUCUCAUCUUACUGCCACAGUUUGGGGGUUACUGGAUUGAAGGGACCAACCAUGAGCUAGGUGACACAGUGGACACCGAACAGUUGCAGCCUCUGUCCCCGAACACCCGCACCAAGCUGGAAUGUAACACAACGGCUAAAAUCUACCGGAAACAUUUCCUGGGAAAGGAACACUUUAAUUACUAUUCAGUGGACAGUGCCCUUGGACAUCUGGUGUUCUCUCUAAAGUACGAUGUGAUUGGUGACCAGGAACAUCUCCGUCUCAUGCUCAGGAACAAGCUGAAAACCCACCAUGAUGUGAUUCCAAUCUCCUGUCUGACAGAGUUCCCCAACGUGGUCCAAAUGGCCAAGCUUGUCUGUGAAGAGGUCAACGUGGACCGCUUUUUUCCUGUCCUUUAUCCAAAAGCUUCAAGACUUAUUGUCACCUUUGAUGAACAUGUGAUAAGCAACAAUUUCAAGUUCGGGGUCAUUUAUCAAAAGUUUGGACAGACAUCAGAGGAAGAGCUGUUUGGCAACAGCGAAGAAAGUCCUGCCUUUGUAGAAUUCCUGGAGUUCCUAGGAGAGAAAAUUGAGCUGCACAACUUUAAAGGUUUCCGUGGAGGGUUAGACGUGACUCACGGGCAGACUGGCACUGAAUCUGUCUACUGCAACUACCGCAACAAAGAGGUCAUGUUCCAUGUGUCCACAAAGCUGCCUUACACAGAGGGGGACACCCAGCAGUUGCAGAGAAAGAGGCACAUAGGGAACGACAUUGUGGCCAUCGUGUUUCAAGAGGAAAACACUCCCUUUGUACCGGACAUGAUCGCUUCCAACUUUCUUCAUGCCUACAUCGUGGUCCAAGUGAUGAACCCCUGCUCUGACAAUGUUCUCUACAGGGUGUCCGUCACAGCACGGGAUGAUGUACCUUUCUUUGGCCCGGCUCUCCCAAACCCUGCUGUCUUUAAAAAGGGCCCUGAAUUCCAUGAAUUCCUUUUUACUAAGCUCAUCAACGGAGAAUAUGCCUGCUACAAAGCUGAGAAAUUUGCCAAAUUAGAGGAGCGAACACGAUCGGCCUUGUUAGAGACUCUUUAUGAGGAGCUCCACAUGAACAGCCAGGCGAUGAUGGGUGUCGGAGGAGACGACGACAAACUGGAAAAUGGGAGUGGAGGAGGAGGGGGCUUCUUUGAGUCUUUUAAGCGGGUGAUCCGCAGCAGGAGCCAGUCUAUGGAUGCCAUGGGUUUUUCUCUCAAGAAGCAGCACUCAGUCUCCUCUAGCCUCAGCGGCAGCUUUAACCACGACCCCGCAGAGAACCCCAAAUUCCCAGGGAUAUCAUUGCUUGUCCCAGGCAAAAGUCCCAGUAAAUAUGGACGUCGAGGCAGUGCCAUAGGGAUAGGAACAGUAGAAGAGUCUUUGAUAAUCCCGGGGAAAAGCCCGACAAGGAAAAAGUCUGGUCCUUUCAGCUCCAGGAGGAGCAGCGCUAUUGGUAUUGAAAACAUCCAAGAAGUCCAGGAGAAGAGUAGAGAGAACUCCCCAAAUACCCAGAAGACCCCUGACAGCGGCCACGUCUCUCAAGAUCCCAAAUCUGACAACUCAUCCAAUCAGAGCUCUCCUGAGGUGCUCACAACCACCAAGAACAGUUCUUAUCUCGGUGGCAGGGCCCCAUCCAUCCCUGAGGGUCAAGACCUCUCCCGCUCCUCCUCCAAUGCUAGCAGCUUCGCCAGUGUGGUGGAGGAGAAUGAGACAGAGGCCACAGAGGAUUACGACACCGGCAUGGAGAGUCUGUCGUCUGCUGGGACUCCACACAAGCGAGACUCCUUCACCUACACCACCUGGCUGGAGGACAGCGUGAGCAGCACCAGUACCACCAGUCGUGGUAACUCCCCAGGGCCUGGAAAACCUGACCGGGGGAAGGGGACAGACAUCCGUAUCAAACUGGAACGACCACACGAUCGUCAGUCCUCAUCGAACUGUUAGCUCCACCCACCUGGUUGUAUCCUGGAUCUCCAUCUUCAGCAUUCCCAUAAGUCACAAUCCCUCUGGGAGAUGAGACAAGUGCAGGCGUUCGCCAUGACCAAUGAUGAGAAGGAGGAAGACAAGGAAGAUGAGAAAGAAGAGAAAAAGCAGGUGGAGCCUGGCCAGUCUGCUGCUCAAUGAAGGUCAGAGGGCAGCAUAUCCAGAAAUCUGGAGGAGGGCGGUGGAGAGGAUGACGCACACAGAGGGGCCAACUUUUGCACAGUGUUGUUUCCUUCCACUCUUUUCUUCGCCUGUUCACACAUUUGUUGCCUAUAGUUAGACCUCUUGUUUCAAAAGUGCACAUUUUUAUCUACAGAUUUAAUUUGUUUUAAUUGUCAGAAGUCUAACUUUGGUUUAGUUUGUCUCGUUGAAGCCCAGGUCUGUUGGCUAUUCAGGGUAAAGACAGUGGAAUUGAGCUUUUUGAAGAGAUUGUGAGGAGGACUUUUGCUGCAACACAAAGAAGAAAACUGCCUAGAUGGUUUCACCAAAUCAAGAUGUAUAAAUAAUACCAAAUAUUUAGCAUCAAAAAUGGGUAUUUUCUAAAAAAAAAACUAAACAAAACAUCUAAUGUGAUAUAGAAAUGCUCUGUGUGAUCACUUUUCUUUACCACCCAAAUCAGGACAAGAUUAGAUUUGAACACCACGGGUCACAGUGAAGAGAGCAAUGUAUUGUAGAUAACAUUAAAUGGCCUUAAAACUUAAAACAUUCAACGUCUUUCUUUGUCCCUCAGAUUCAUUUUACCUCAUUUCUUUGACUCGUUCCGCAGCUAAUAAUGGGAUUGCAGUAUAAGAGUAAUUGCAAAACUAAUAUAUUCAGAAUUAUUUUAAGCACACUAGUUUCUUUUAAAAAAAAAAAGAUGGCACUGUCUGUAUAGUCUGCUAAUGUAUGGAUAUAUCCAUCGCUGACUGAUUUAACUGCUUUGUCCGUCUUGUGUGUUGGUGCAGGAGACCAGUCUCUACUUCAUGUUCUCUGUUUUUAUUUAUUGAUUUGGUUCACGUUGAAGUGGCUUUUUUUAUUUUUUAUUUUUUUUGCAUACAUCUGUUAUACUGUACCUUUAUGGUGACUACAUGCAGCAUCCUGUCUUAUGAUUAUACUGUAUGUGUUGCUUUGGAGUAAACUGUAAUGGUGUCAUCCGUAAAGCUCUAUUUCAAGGAUCAGAUCUCUUUCAGUGAAGUAAAUCUACAAUGCAAUUAAUAAUAAAAAAGUGACUAUUUAUUUGCUUUUUAAGAGAGAGAAUAACUCCAAAUACAACUACUGAUUUUUGUAAAUAGAUAUUCAGUUGGAGUACAUAGUGUAUAAUGUAUAGGCCUUUCAUUUAAAAUGGAACUGACCAACACCUUGAAAUUACUGCCAUGUCAACAAUCUCUUGUUGUUUUAUGACUCGUGCCCUUACUUUUAAAUAUGAUUUCGAGAGGGUUUUGUAGAAGAAAAAAAAAUAUUUUAAAAGCUAUUCAAGACUGUUGUGUAAAAGGGAAAUUUCACAGUACAUCCUGCUGAUCAUUUCAGUUGCCUUAUCAUCACAAAAUGAUGGUGUAAGUAUAGACAGUAAAGCAAAUAAGUUAUCCAGCAGGAUUUACGAUGAAAUGGAUGUUUUAUUGUUCUUGUUGUUGUUGUUGUUGUUGUUUUUAUUGUAAAUAAAUGCCCUGAGAAGUUUA
Messenger RNA from Larimichthys crocea (large yellow croaker), 4730 nucleotides. RefSeq names its product rap1 GTPase-activating protein 1. The transcript is spliced from 25 exons. Lineage: Eukaryota; Metazoa; Chordata; Actinopteri; Sciaenidae. Gene Ontology annotation, cellular component: cytoplasm. Gene Ontology annotation, biological process: regulation of small GTPase mediated signal transduction. The coding region runs from base 799 to 3036 and encodes 745 amino acids. The record is from RefSeq and is a predicted model, not a curated record. Gene Ontology annotation, molecular function: GTPase activator activity.